Molecule: messenger RNA, 1641 nt
Organism: Microcebus murinus (gray mouse lemur)
Lineage: Eukaryota; Metazoa; Chordata; Mammalia; Primates; Cheirogaleidae
Source: RefSeq, a predicted model, not a curated record
UACUCAUAAGACACAAAUGUAUUUUAAAAUUAAUAUAUAGAAGGUGAUUGCCUAGCAUAAUCCAUUUUCUCUUCCAAUAGUAGCAGAAACCUUCCUUAAUUCCAGGUAGAAAUGCAUCCAACUGGAAGAUCACAUUUCUCAGCCUUCCCUGUAUCUAGGGAGCAGGGGUGCGGGGGACUGAGCUCUUAACAGAAAAUCUUGGGUGAAGCUUGUUAAGAAGCUACUUUCCCCCUUUUCUUCUUCCUGCAUGUUUCUGUCUGGAUCCUGACUGUCAUGGCUGGAGCGCCAGAAGGACAGAGCACAGUUUCCUGGUGGCUUUGGAAAGCUGCCACACAGGCUCUAGCUGCCCGCUGCUCAACUUCUAGACACGUGGGUUUUAGAGCUGGACUGGGAAAUGAACAGGCAGCAUUUCUAAGGAGGCUUCGGAACAUCUUGGCAUAUUACAGAAGACGUAGGUUGCCAGUUGCAAUUGCUAAAUAUCCAGAAGCCGAGGAACUUCCCACCUGUUGCGCUCUUGCCAAGAGUGCUGGCCCUGGAUCACGUGUUGCCUCGCAGACAGCGUCCCCAGUGGGAGGGCGCACUGGAGUGGGAGCAGACGGUGCGUCCACUAUGUCCAGUCUUUCGUUCUUCCAGAUGCAUGUGACUCAUGAGCCAAGUUCCAGCCACAAUCAGCUGUUGGACAACACAAGCUUGAACUGCAUGGGUCCACUUAUAAGCGGAUUUUCUUCUUUCUCUGCCACCCCUGAGACAGCAAGACGUUGGUGUCCUCCACCUUCUCCCCCUCCUCCUCCUCCUCAGUGUGCUCAAUGUGGAGACAGAGGAUGAAGAUCUUUAUGGCAAUCCACUUCAUGAAUACAGUAAUAAUAUCUACUUAACCAGUCUCUGCUUAUUAGUAUUCAGCCUUUUUCAUUACCCUUUUGUGAUUACCAACGAUGCUCCAGUGAACAACCUUGAACACGUCUCUUUGCACACACGUCAUAACUGCUCUUUGCAGUGAAUGAGAGAAAAGCAAAAGAUGACCGUAGAGAUGUGAGGUGUUUCCUUCCUGGAAAGCUACUGCUGAGGACGGGAGCAGUUUCUAGAAAUGAGUGAGACAAGGUAGGAGCAGCAGGCCCUUCAAUAAUGUAAGCCCUAAACUCAUUACAAUUGUCAUUAUUAACUGUAAACUCACAGGGCCCGCGUACAUAGGAUAUAGUGUGUAGAUCACGAGUGAAAACGUGUUCGAAAUUUGGAAGUUAAAAUGUCCAAUGCAUGCAUGACCCUCCACAGAAAUGGGCAUAAAAGAGUUUUGUCUCUGGGGCAGUUUCGCAGUGCUCUCUAGGAAGUGGCAAUGUCUUUGUCUCCUAAUAUAAGAACUGUUUUCAGCCUUUAGCUCAAUCAGUGAGUUUUCUUCCUGACAAAAUUGGUGGAAUAUGAUCUAUUGCCUCACAGGAACACUGAAUAAUACAGCAGAAAAGACAGAGGAAAUGUCUUCUCAGUUCAUAAGCGGAGAGAGAAACAAAAGCACAGCCCCAUGGCAGAAAGGAAGGGAAAAAGCCUUUCCUAGCGAUAGGUUGAAUAUUUGAUUGGAAGAAGGAGCAGAACAUAAGGGCUAAGAAUUAUGUGCCAAUUGAGAAGAAAAUAACAACAACAGUCAUUAAA